Dryobates pubescens (Downy woodpecker) is the source of this 1386-nucleotide messenger RNA. It is a transcript of the gene IL7R, whose product is annotated as interleukin 7 receptor. Gene Ontology annotation, cellular component: membrane; external side of plasma membrane. Bases 1 to 1386 code for a protein of 461 amino acids. The transcript has 8 exons. Lineage: Eukaryota; Metazoa; Chordata; Aves; Piciformes; Picidae. The record is from RefSeq and is a predicted model, not a curated record. Gene Ontology annotation, biological process: hemopoiesis; cytokine-mediated signaling pathway; positive regulation of receptor signaling pathway via JAK-STAT. Gene Ontology annotation, molecular function: cytokine receptor activity; protein binding.
AUGACACAGACAAGUUCAGUAUGGGGCAUUUUCGUCUUACUUCUUCAUACCGCCUUUGGGGAAAGUGGCUGCACCUCAGCAGAUGGUGAUGGGACAUUUGGAGAUGAUGAAUCAGGCAAUUUUGACAUUGACUGCUUCAGCCAGCUGGAAUUUAAGGAGUCCUAUAGCAGCCUGACCUGCAAUUUCACUGAACUGCCUCCUCGAAACACUAAUUAUACCCUGGCCCUGUGUACCAAGGAAGACAGCAAUUAUUUGUGCUUCAAUAUGGAGAAACGAGAAGAUGUGUAUUUCUUACAAUUCACUGAUAUACUCUCAAAUAAAGACAUUUGUGUGAACUCUGAGACAAAGAGAAAGGUCUGCUGGAGUCUGGUUGUGACUGACUUUGUUAAGCCUGAAGUACCGUUCAAUAUAAACAUCACAUACCAAAAGGAAGCAAACGAAUACCUUAUUCAUUAUAGUACACCACACUCAUGGAAGAAAUACUUAAAGGACAAAUUAAUACACCAAAUAGCCUAUCGGCAGGAAGAAGGCACCUGGAAGACAAUAGAGUCACCAUUCCUUCAGGUAAAAUUACUGGGGAAAAACCUUCAUAAUGAUGCAUUGUAUGAAGUCAAAGUACGUUCGCAGCCCAAUGGAGAUUAUUUUAAGGGCAUGUGGAGCGAAUGGAGCACUUCCAAGAGCUUCAGGACUGCAAGGGAGCAGCACUCCACAGAAAGUUCCAGUGGUGUGGUCCUGGUUAUACUCUCCGUUCUGGGAUUCAUGCUGUCCAUUGUGAUGAUUGUUGUGGUUGUAACUUUCUGGGAAAACAGGAUCAAGCCGGCUGUGUGUCCAAAUCUUCCAGAUCAUAAGAAAACACUUGAGCAACUAUGCAAGAAACCAAAAAAUAAUUUUGAUAUAAUCUUUAACCCAGAGAGUUUUGGUUAUGUUCAUAUCCAUAAAGUGGAUGGCAUUAGAUCAAGAGCUGAAGUGGAAAAUUUUCUGCAGCCAUCAACUGCUCAAGACACAAACCUUCCAGAAAAACUUAAGAGUGGAACAGACCUGAAGACAAUCGCUGAGAUGAUAGACAAAAGCAACAUAAACUCGUCUGUGACUUAUGGAGGAGUCUGGCCAGCUGAAGCCCUGCAGAGACUCUUGGGCACCAACCAGUCUGCAGGCAAUGAAGGAGAUUGUAACUCCUGCACAUAUGAGGUGUGCCAUAGUAAUGGGGUGCCCUUGUGUGAUAAAGGUUUCAGCCUUUCCUCCACUGUUCCUCUGGAUUCUUCUGGCCAGCCUAGCCCAGAGCCCCUAAAUGGUGACACCAUACUGCAGAUGCUGCCUGCCACUGAAAUGUCAUCAAACAAUGAGGAAGCCUAUGUCACAAUGUCUAGCUUCUACAAAAUCCAGUAA